Messenger RNA from Dalotia coriaria, 837 nucleotides. Its product is annotated as myotrophin. Gene Ontology annotation, biological process: regulation of barbed-end actin filament capping. Gene Ontology annotation, molecular function: protein binding. The transcript has 4 exons. Gene Ontology annotation, cellular component: nucleus; cytoplasm. The record is from RefSeq and is a predicted model, not a curated record. Lineage: Eukaryota; Metazoa; Arthropoda; Insecta; Coleoptera; Staphylinidae. The coding region runs from base 129 to 479 and encodes 116 amino acids.
GUCGCGUCAAGGUUAUACCACACAGCCACACAGCGUUCGUGCCGACUGCGUGCAGCGUUCGGAAAAGCGAUAAACCCAGCACUUUAUCACCUAUCAUUCCAUAUCGCAGCCACCCUCAGAUAACAGCAAUGAGCGAAUUGGUCUGGGGCAUCAAGAACGGCGACCUCGAGCAGGUGAAAGACAUUGUCGAGAAAAAGGCUGUAAAUGUCAAUCAGGAGAUUGACGGACGUCCACCGAUACUCUACGCGGCUGAUUACGGUCAAAAAGCGGUGAUUGAGUACUUGAUAACAGCCGGAGCCAAUGUAAAUUCAAAAGACAAGCAUGGAAUCACGGCUAUACUGGCUGCUAUAUGGGAAGGACACAAGGAGUGUGUAAAAUUAUUGAUUGAGAAGGGUGCUUGUAAAGAUGGCGUUGCGCCCGACGGCACAAGUUACAUGGACUCAGCGGAAAACAGCGAGAUUAAAGCGAUGCUUGCCUAAACUAACCUCAAAAACGUACUUUUAAUUAAGAUUAUAAACGCUAGGCGCUAGGUUAAGGCGAAGAAGAAGAAACGAACAAGCGAGUAUUAUAUCUAGACUAGAAAUUACGAUAUAAGAUGUAUAAAACGAACUUGUCUCCGUCUUUGCGCAAGCACAACGAAACGAAAAAAAAAAACACUAAAAAUUAAAUGGUUUGACUUGCGUGCCAAACGUGUAAGUUUUCAGCGUGAAAUCAAUUCGAUUCGACGCGCGCAUAAACGUUGAGUGUGUAUUUUUGAUUUGCGAAUGUAAGCAUGUCUGUGGUCGAGUAUUUUUUAACGGCGACAAUUUCUAUAAUAAUAAUAAAAAAACACGCAGA